Pelagomonas calceolata is the source of this 1188-nucleotide messenger RNA. Lineage: Eukaryota; Pelagophyceae; Pelagomonadales; Pelagomonadaceae. The record is from the annotation of a GenBank genome assembly.
AUGAGAGCCACCGCCCUUCUAUUGGUCCUCGCCGCCGGCGCCGUGGGCCAGGGCGGGUUGCGCAAGCCCCUCUUUGGCCAGACCGAAGGCGACAGCAACAAGUGCGGCGCGGCGUGCGAGUGGUACGCGUCGGCGCCGGUCGACGGCAACGCCGACGCGACGUGCGGAAAUCGCGUGCAGUACCUCAUCGAGGACGAGGGCAAGGACGCCAUCACGGCGUGCGGCCAAGUCGCGACCGAGGCUCCGAAGAUCUGCGGCGGAUGCGCGUGCGGCGAGUCGUGCCCAUGGGACGCGUCGGCCCCGGUCGCCGAGGACCCCGGCGCGACCUGCGGGUCUCGCGUCGCGUACCUGAUGAACCAAGAGAAGGAGGACGCAGCCACGGCGUGCGGCAAAAUCGCGACCGAGGAACCGGAAAAAUGCGGCAGAUGCAGCUCCACGCCGACGCCGCCCUCGACGUGCACGCCCGCCCUCGUCAUCAUGCGCCACGCCGAAGACGGCAGUCCAGAGAAGUAUGAUUUACCCGGCGCGAACACGAUCUGCGACGCGGCCUGCCCGAAGGCGCUGCGCAACAACCUCAAACCAACAGGCGAAGACCGCCGCAAGUUAAUCGCCGCCCAGCUCGACAACUGGGUGACCAAGCAGCUCGGCCUCUGCCCGAUCACGGCGAUCACGACCAUCGACCCCUCCAAUGGCCAAGGUUGUCCCCCCUACGGAGACAAAGGGGGUUCAACCGUCAACCCGUUCUGGACCAUCGCGACGUGGGCCAACGACCACUGCGCCCAGCUCGACGCCGACCUUAACUACUACGUCCACGACGACGACCUCGGGACCGACGAUGACGCGCGCCCCGUGGCGGGCUCGCCGUCGAUCGGCCCCGGACGCGAUGGCACUACGUCACGCGCCCUCACCUACACGUCCCAGGGGCUCUGGAGCCGCUGCACGGAGAAGGGUUGCAAGUGGGACCGGCCGAAGCCGGACAAGGGCACGCUGAUCCGCGAGGCCUACGCCGGCUCGGCCUCGGAGAUCUGCCCGCCGACGCACGAGAUUGUCUGGGUCCUCACGGGCUACGACGGUAAUCAGUGGACCAAGUUGGAGCAGUACAUCAUGCCCGGCGUGACGUGCCAAGGCAACUGCCCCCUCGCGAAGCAGACGAGCCGCACCCCAGGCAUCCCUGGCUACUGCAAGUAG